GGCUACUGGACUCUCGCGACGAUUUCUGGGAUUGCCCCUCCCCCCUUCUCCAAGGGCCGUUUCGGUUUAAUCCAGUGUGUGACUGAGUCUGUGUGAGGGAGAGAGAGUGUGUGUGUGGUGUGGAGGUGAAACGGAGGCAAGAAAAGGGGCUCCGUCAGGAGCGAGGGACAAAGGGGGAGUGAGGCACCUAGGCCGCGGCACCCCGGCGACAGGAAGCCGCCGUGAGCCGGGCUACCGGGUAGGGGAAGGGCCCGCGUAGUCCUCGCAGGGCCCCAGAGCUGGAGUCGGCCCCAUAGCCCCGGGCCGUCGGCUUCUCACUUCCUCGACCUCCCGGGCGCCCGGGCCUGAGGACUGGCUCGGCGGGGGGAGAAAAGGAAACAGACUUGAGCAGCUCCCUGUUGUCUCGCAACUUCACUGCCGAGGAACUCUCAUUUCUUCCCUCGCUCCUUCACCCCCCACCUCAUGUAGAAGGGUGCUGAGGCGUCGGGAGGGAGGAGGAGCCUGGGCUACCGUCCCUGCCCUCGCCACCCCCUUCCCGGGGCGCUUUGGUGGGCGUGGAGUUGGGGUUGGGGGGGUGGGUGGGGGUUGCUUUUUGGAGUGCUGGGGAACUUUUUUCCCUUCUUCAGGUCAGGGGAAAGGGAAUGCCCAAUUCAGAGAGACAUGGGGGCAAGAAGGACGGGAGUGGAGGAGCUUCUGGAACUUUGCAGCCGUCAUCGGGAGGCGGCAGCUCUAACAGCAGAGAGCGUCACCGCUUGGUAUCGAAGCACAAGCGGCAUAAGUCCAAACACUCCAAAGACAUGGGGUUGGUGACCCCCGAAGCAGCAUCCCUGGGGACAGUUAUCAAACCUUUGGUGGAGUAUGAUGAUAUUAGCUCUGAUUCCGACACCUUCUCCGAUGACAUGGCCUUCAAACUAGACCGAAGGGAGAACGACGAACGUCGUGGAUCAGAUCGGAGCGACCGCCUGCACAAACAUCGUCACCACCAGCACAGGCGUUCCCGGGACUUACUAAAAGCUAAACAGACCGAAAAAGAAAAAAGCCAAGAAGUCUCCAGCAAGUCGGGAUCGAUGAAGGACCGGAUAUCGGGAAGUUCAAAGCGUUCGAAUGAAGAGACUGAUGACUAUGGGAAGGCGCAGGUAGCCAAAAGCAGCAGCAAGGAAUCCAGGUCAUCCAAGCUCCACAAGGAGAAGACCAGGAAAGAACGGGAGCUGAAGUCUGGGCACAAAGACCGGAGUAAAAGUCAUCGAAAAAGGGAAACACCCAAAAGUUACAAAACAGUGGACAGCCCAAAACGGAGAUCCAGGAGCCCCCACAGGAAGUGGUCUGACAGCUCCAAACAAGAUGAUAGCCCCUCGGGAGCUUCUUAUGGCCAAGAUUAUGACCUUAGUCCCCCACGAUCUCAUACCUCGAGCAAUUAUGACUCCUACAAAAAAAGUCCUGGAAGUACCUCCAGAAGGCAGUCGAUCAGUCCCCCUUACAAGGAGCCUUCGGCCUACCAGUCCAGCACCCGGUCACCGAGCCCCUACAGUAGGCGACAGAGAUCUGUCAGUCCCUAUAGCAGGAGACGGUCGUCCAGCUACGAAAGGAGUGGCUCUUACAGCGGGCGAUCGCCCAGUCCCUAUGGUCGAAGGCGGUCCAGCAGCCCUUUCCUGAGCAAGCGGUCUCUGAGUCGGAGUCCACUCCCCAGUAGGAAAUCCAUGAAGUCCAGAAGUAGAAGUCCUGCAUAUUCAAGACAUUCAUCUUCUCAUAGUAAAAAGAAGAGAUCCAGUUCACGCAGUCGUCAUUCCAGUAUCUCACCUGUCAGGCUUCCACUUAAUUCCAGUCUGGGAGCUGAACUCAGUAGGAAAAAGAAGGAAAGAGCAGCUGCUGCUGCUGCAGCAAAGAUGGAUGGAAAGGAAUCCAAGGGUUCACCUGUAUUUUUGCCUAGAAAAGAGAACAGUUCAGUAGAGGCUAAGGAUUCGGGUUUGGAGUCUAAAAAGUUACCCAGAAGUGUAAAAUUGGAAAAAUCUGCCCCAGAUACCGAACUGGUGAAUGUAAUACAUCUAAACACAGAGGUAAAAAAUUCUUCAGAUACAGGGAAAGUAAAGUUGGAUGAGAACUCCGAGAAGCAUCUUGUUAAAGAUUUGAAAGCACAGGGAACAAGAGACUCUAAACCCAUAGCACUGAAAGAGGAGAUUGUUACUCCAAAGGAGACAGAAACAUCAGAAAAGGAGACCCCUCCACCUCUUCCCACAAUUACUUCUCCCCCACCCCCUCUGCCAACUACUACCCCUCCACCUCAGACACCCCCUUUGCCACCUUUGCCUCCAAUACCAGCUCUUCCACAGCAACCACCUCUGCCUCCUCAGCCAGCAUUUAGUCAGGUUCCUGCUUCCAGUACUUCAACUUUGCCCCCUUCUACUCACUCAAAGACAUCUGCUGUGUCCUCUCAGGCAAAUUCUCAGCCCCCUGUACAGGUUUCUGUGAAGGCUCAAGUAUCUGUAACAGCUGCUAUUCCACACCUGAAAACUUCAACGUUGCCUCCUCUGCCCCUCCCACCCUUAUUACCUGGAGAUGAUGACAUGGAUAGUCCAAAAGAAACUCUUCCUUCAAAACCUGUGAAGAAAGAGAAGGAACAGAGGACACGUCACUUACUCACAGACCUUCCUCUCCCUCCAGAGCUCCCUGGUGGAGAUCUGUCUCCCCCAGACUCUCCAGAACCAAAGGCAAUCACACCACCUCAGCAACCAUAUAAAAAGAGACCAAAAAUUUGUUGUCCUCGUUAUGGAGAAAGAAGACAAACAGAAAGCGACUGGGGGAAACGCUGUGUGGACAAGUUUGACAUUAUUGGGAUUAUUGGAGAAGGAACCUAUGGCCAAGUAUAUAAAGCCAAGGACAAAGACACAGGAGAACUAGUGGCUCUGAAGAAGGUGAGACUAGACAAUGAGAAAGAGGGCUUCCCAAUCACAGCCAUUCGUGAAAUCAAAAUCCUUCGUCAGUUAAUCCACCGAAGUGUUGUUAACAUGAAGGAAAUUGUCACAGAUAAACAAGAUGCACUGGAUUUCAAAAAGGACAAAGGUGCCUUUUACCUUGUAUUUGAGUAUAUGGACCAUGACUUAAUGGGACUGCUAGAAUCUGGUUUGGUGCACUUUUCUGAGGACCAUAUCAAGUCGUUCAUGAAACAGCUAAUGGAAGGAUUGGAUUACUGUCACAAAAAGAAUUUCCUGCAUCGGGAUAUUAAGUGUUCUAACAUUUUGCUGAAUAACAGCGGGCAAAUCAAACUAGCAGAUUUUGGACUUGCUCGGCUCUAUAACUCUGAAGAGAGUCGCCCUUACACAAACAAAGUCAUUACUUUGUGGUACCGACCUCCAGAACUACUGCUAGGAGAGGAACGUUACACACCAGCCAUAGAUGUUUGGAGCUGUGGAUGUAUUCUUGGGGAACUGUUCACAAAGAAGCCUAUUUUUCAAGCCAAUCUGGAACUGGCUCAGCUAGAACUGAUCAGCCGACUCUGUGGUAGCCCUUGUCCAGCUGUGUGGCCUGAUGUUAUCAAACUGCCCUACUUCAACACCAUGAAACCGAAGAAGCAAUAUCGAAGGCGUCUACGAGAAGAAUUCUCUUUCAUUCCUUCUGCAGCACUUGAUUUAUUGGACCACAUGCUGACACUAGAUCCUAGUAAGCGGUGCACAGCUGAACAGACCCUACAGAGCGACUUCCUGAAAGAUGUCGAACUCAGCAAAAUGGCUCCUCCAGACCUCCCCCACUGGCAGGAUUGCCAUGAGUUAUGGAGUAAGAAACGGCGACGUCAGCGACAAAGUGGUGUUGUAGUGGAAGAGCCACCUCCAUCCAAAACUUCUCGAAAAGAAACUACCUCAGGAACAAGUACUGAGCCUGUGAAGAACAGCAGCCCAGCACCACCUCAGCCUGCUCCUGGCAAGGUGGAGUCUGGGGCUGGGGAUGCAAUAGGCCUUGGUGACAUCACACAACAGCUGAAUCAAAGUGAAUUGGCAGUGUUAUUAAACCUGCUGCAGAGCCAAACCGACCUGAGCAUCUCUCAAAUGGCACAGCUGCUUAACAUCCACUCCAACCCAGAGAUGCAGCAGCAGCUGGAAACCCUGAACCAAUCCAUCAGUGCCCUGACGGAAGCUACUUCCCAGCAGCAGGACUCAGAGACCAUGGCCCCAGAGGAGUCUUUGAAGGAAGCACUCUCUGCCCCAGUGAUCCUGCCUUCAGCAGAACAGACGACCCUUGAAGCUUCAAGCACACCAGCUGACAUGCAGAAUAUUUUGGCAGUUCUCUUGAGUCAGCUGAUGAAAACCCAAGAGCCGGCAGGCAGUCUGGAGGAAAACAACAGUGACAAGAACAGUGGGCCACAGGGGCCCCGAAGAACUCCCACAAUGCCACAGGAGGAGGCAGCAGCAUGUCCUCCUCACAUUCUUCCACCAGAGAAGAGGCCCCCUGAGCCCCCCGGACCUCCACCGCCGCCACCUCCACCCCCUCUGGUUGAAGGCGAUCUUUCCAGCGCCCCCCAGGAGUUGAACCCAGCCGUGACAGCCGUCUUGCUGCAACUUUUAUCCCAGCCUGAAGCAGAGCCUCCUGGCCACCUGCCACAUGAGCACCAGGCCUUGAGACCAAUGGAGUACUCCACCCGACCCCAUCCAAACAGGACUUAUGGAAACACUGAUGGGCCUGAAACAGGGUUCAGUGCCAUUGACACUGAUGAACGAAACUCUGGUCCAGCUUCGACAGAAUCUGUGGUCCAGACCCUGGUGAAGAACAGGACCUUCUCAGGCUCUGUGAGCCACCUUGGGGAGUCCAGCAGUUACCAGGGCACAGGGUAGGAGCAACAGUGGGAAUGCCUUCUGAGGAAUGCAGUGAUGUCCAUCAGUCACCUCACACCCAGAGCCUGGAAAAUUCAGUCUCUUUCACAGAACCUAAAGCCAAGCCAGGUUCAAUGGGAAAUCCCACCUGUCCAAACACUGUGUGAGACACCAGAAUUAGAGGCCUGCAAGCCUGCUUCCUUCAUCUCCAAUGCCCAGAUGGGACAGGUCACCAGCCUCCUGUGUCUACCCCCACCUUUCUUGCUUGCUGGCUUCCUCUCUCUGCAGUGCCUCUCUCAUCCCUGCAAUCCAGGCAGCACAUGCAGCAGCUCAAAUAAGUGCCACCUCUGGAUGUGAAAAACAAGACCCAGAGAGGGGAAAUCAUUUGAAUCCUGUCCUGGUAUUGCUUUGUGUUCCUGGAUUUGGAGAAUUUCUGGGAACACAGGAAAAGGAAAGCCAAUUCCAUUCCUGGCUACCUCAUCCCCUCCAGUCUGAAAGGACGUGUGAAUGCCACCAGGAUCUGAACCCAAGAUUCCAGCCUCGGUCACCACCCUGACCCUGAGAAUGCCACUGGGAUGGGGAGAACUUGUCAAUCUUCAUCCUUCCCCACAAGUAUACUGAGGCCAGGACAGCACCUGCCUUAGAGAGCUCUUAGAGGGAUUAUCUGCAGCCUGAAGAAAGAAGGUUACAACUGAGGAAGAACUUCUGAACAGGGAAGAGUGGAAGAAAAGACUGCAGUAGGUAGAGCAUCAAGGGAAGCUGUGGAAACAUAUUUUCUUAAGUACAGGCUCAGCUCCAGAAGCAGACCCAGAAUGGCAUCCUUCUCCGGGACCCAGACCCCAGCCCCUCUUCAUGGAAGACCAACACAAAGGAGGAAGUAGGUUAGGGAAUGGUAAGGCUCCAUGUGAUGGGACUAAUGUGGAGAGGCCUGGGGCCUUUCCCUGAGGACUGGAUGGCUGGAGUUUGGGAGCCUGAGUUGACCGAGGAGGCUAAGCCCGGGCAGCUACUUUGUUCCAGAAAUCUAAGGUCCCUGGAGGGAGGCUCAGCUUUGGGAGGGGGAAGGGAGCUAACAUUGCAGAGCACCAACUGUGAGCCAGGUGCAAUGGCAGAGCCUUUCCAUACCUGUACUCACAACUAGCAGGUGAGGUGUCAGGGCAAAUAAGUGUCUCAUGAGCUCCCCAUAUCUCGGCGGUUGACCACCUCCUCCUUUGAUUCUGUGAUGUCACUGCCAGUUCUCCUCCUAUUGCUCUGACCUGUCUUUCUCUGUGUCCUUUGCAAACUCAUUCUCAACUCCUUAGACUCAGUCAAGUCCCCCAGUUACACACUUUCAUGGUACUAUAUAUCAUUCCUUCAGAGCACUUAACACAGUUAUUUCCUAUGUAUUUGUCCAGUCAUUUGAAUUAGUUUCAUUGGAUGGAAAGUUCCACAAGGUCAGUGACCAUUUCUAUCUGUGUUCACCAAUGUGUUCCCAGUGCUCAGAAACAAUGCCUAGCAUAAAGCAGCUGUUUUGUAAAUACUUGUUCAAUGAAUGAAUAAAUGACAAAAGAACAUC
Molecule: messenger RNA, 6351 nt
Organism: Symphalangus syndactylus (siamang)
Lineage: Eukaryota; Metazoa; Chordata; Mammalia; Primates; Hylobatidae
Gene: CDK12
Product: cyclin dependent kinase 12
Biological process (GO): positive regulation of transcription elongation by RNA polymerase II; protein phosphorylation
Cellular component (GO): nucleus; cyclin/CDK positive transcription elongation factor complex
Molecular function (GO): ATP binding; RNA polymerase II CTD heptapeptide repeat kinase activity; cyclin binding
Source: RefSeq, a predicted model, not a curated record